GCUAGGGUUUCAUAAGCGGGUCUCAUAUAUCUUAGUUUAGAGUUCUAACCAGAAGAGCGGGAGAGAGGGGGAGGGACGAGGUGUUGGACGGCAGGUGACGCAGCUGAUACAGCAGCUCCGCCAAGAUGGGUAUUUCCAGGGAUUCCAUGCACAAGAGGCGUGCCACUGGUGGCAAGAAGAAGGCUUGGAGGAAGAAGAGAAAGUAUGAGCUUGGUCGCCAACCAGCAAACACUAAGCUGUCAAGCAACAAGACAGUCAGGAGAGUUCGUGUUAGAGGUGGCAAUGUGAAAUGGAGGGCUUUGCGAUUAGAUACUGGAAAUUAUUCAUGGGGUAGUGAAGCCGUGACCCGCAAGACACGUAUACUAGAUGUGGUUUAUAAUGCCUCAAACAAUGAGCUUGUGCGAACUCAAACCCUUGUGAAGAGUGCUAUUGUUCAGGUUGAUGCUGCUCCUUUCAAGCAGUGGUACCUUCAGCAUUAUGGUGUUGAUAUUGGCAGGAAGAAGAAAACAGCUGCCAAGAAGGAUUCUGCAGAGGAGGGUGAAGCUGCUGCUGUUGAAGAGACAAAGAAAAGUAAUCAUGUGCUUAGAAAACUAGAGAAGCGCCAGAAAGAUCGAAAGCUUGAUCCCCACAUUGAAGAGCAAUUUGGUGGCGGCCGAUUGUUGGCUUGCAUUUCUUCUCGUCCUGGUCAAUGUGGCCGAGCUGAUGGUUACAUCUUGGAAGGCAAGGAGUUGGAGUUUUACACGAAGAAAAUCCAGAGGAAGAAGGGAAAGGGUGCUGGUAUUUCCAGGGAUUCCAUGCACAAGAGGCGUGCCACUGGUGGCAAGAAGAAGGCUUGGAGGAAGAAGAGAAAGUAUGAGCUGGGUCGUCAACCAGCAAAUACUAAGCUUUCAAGCAACAAGACAGUCAGGAGAGUUCGUGUUAGAGGUGGCAAUGUGAAAUGGAGGGCUUUGCGAUUAGAUACCGGAAAUUAUUCCUGGGGUAGUGAAGCCGUGACCCGCAAGACACGUAUACUAGAUGUGGUUUACAAUGCCUCAAACAAUGAGCUUGUGAGAACUCAAACCCUUGUGAAGAGUGCUAUCAUUCAGGUUGAUGCUGCUCCUUUCAAGCAGUGGUACCUUCAGCAUUAUGGUGUUGAUAUUGGCAGGAAGAAGAAAACAGCUGCCAAGAAGGAUUCUGCAGAGGAGGGUGAAGCUGCUGCCGUUGAAGAGACAAAGAAAAGUAAUCACGUGCUUAGAAAACUAGAGAAGCGCCAGAAAGAUCGAAAGCUUGAUCCCCACAUUGAAGAGCAAUUUGGUGGCGGCCGAUUGUUGGCUUGCAUUUCUUCUCGUCCUGGUCAAUGUGGCCGAGCUGAUGGUUACAUCUUGGAAGGCAAGGAGUUGGAGUUUUACAUGAAGAAAAUCCAGAGAAAGAAGGGAAAGGGUGCUGGUGCUGCUUGAAUGUAGUGUUCCAUUUUUCUUCUGCUUCCAAAUUAUAUCGACUUAUUGAAUUUUUGCUGAAUGGUACCUUCAAAGUGCUUUUUAUACAAGGUUCCCUCAUUCUCGAGACAUUGAUCUUUAGUGGGUACAAUUUUUUUUAAUUAUUUGUAAUUUUGCUUUAACAGUUGUGACUGAUACUCUUCAGUUCUUGUUAAUGCUUGUGUGCAAUGGGUGUUUUGCUGGACAA
Prosopis cineraria is the source of this 1662-nucleotide messenger RNA. Its product is annotated as 40S ribosomal protein S8-like. NCBI's taxonomy places the organism in Eukaryota, Viridiplantae, Streptophyta, Magnoliopsida, Fabales, Fabaceae. The record is from RefSeq and is a predicted model, not a curated record. Gene Ontology annotation, molecular function: structural constituent of ribosome. The transcript is spliced from 9 exons. The coding region runs from base 126 to 1436 and encodes 436 amino acids. Gene Ontology annotation, biological process: maturation of SSU-rRNA from tricistronic rRNA transcript (SSU-rRNA, 5.8S rRNA, LSU-rRNA); translation. Gene Ontology annotation, cellular component: ribosome; cytosolic small ribosomal subunit.